AUGAGAGCAGCCACCUUGAGCACCCCGUCCCGGUUCACGAUUCUGCGCGAAGACGUACAACCGUCUUACACGGAUCGUGUCCCCUCGGACUGUACCAAUAUUCUCGUCUUAUGGGACUCUACAUGGGAUCAAGAUGAGGAGGAGGUCGCCUACGAUAACAGGAUGGAGAUGCCUUGGCAAGCUGGGAUCCCACUUCACGGCCUCCUGAUCAUGGAGGAUGAGAUCAAAGAUGAACUCACCAUCUUAAUUCAGCAAGAAGACGGUGUCAAAACACGACUGCACGUUUCUCCCAUGAACGAUUACCAUCGGAAGAUUAUGAAAGGCGUGGUAGGGACAAACGAGACGUGGGAUGACAUGCGAGAGAUUGGCCGUUGGGUACUAAAGCGUUGGUUUGAGGACAGGAAUGAAUCUAAUGCUCUGCUGUGCCAGGACGGCUGUGGGGAGUCAAUCAUAGCCCAAACGCGAAAUGCCUUCAUCAAGCUCAAAGAUGCAACCAAAGAUCUCGAGACCAUGACGAGCCAGGACUCAGAGAUGUACUACAGGACACGAUGGCCUGGGAUUUACAUCGCAGAAAACUUCGUAAGCAUCCCCGGCCAUAUCUCGAUAGUCAUGAAGUAUACAGACGCUCCUGGACGCAAGACCUUGAGCUACUUGUGGGACUCUACUUGGGAGAUAUCUCGCACACUUUCCGGUCAAACUGUGAACAUGGCAGACAGGGCCGGCAGUCGCGUACAUGGUGUGCUCCUGAUCGAAGCAGAACUGUCAGAUGUCAUUGAGAUUCUGUACAAGCCGGCCGAUGGUCCUGGAGUUCGGACGCGAGUAAACCCAUUCACCGAGCGAGAUCAAGGCCUCAUGGACCACGUAGCAUCAAAGGGCACCACUCAGCGUCAAGGGCCCCAAGACCUGCACGAUCCUGGAGAAGACAUGAACCCAUCGUCGCAAGCAACCGGCAGCGAGGCCAGUGGAGAUGCUGCCAACGACAGGACUGAGCCUGAAGGAAAAGCUAGGGUGACGAUGAAGAUGCCCGCAGACGCAGCCCAAAGCGAGAGCGACAGCGACGAUGAAGACCGUGUGAACGAAGCGACCUUCCUCUGUUGCCGCCGAGACGGAUCAGGAACGUACUACCUCAUUGUAGACGACACCGAAGUCUACCACAAACGACUGAGGCCGGCUGAAGGAGUAGGCUUCGACAACGAAGCUUUCACCCGCAUGCAUGAAGAUGGACCAGAAAAGCCGUACCAGUCAUUCAAGCUGAGCAGAGAUUCAAGCAUCGAGAUCUCGCCGUUCCCCAAGGGCUGCACCGUUCGCUUUAUCGGAUGCGGGCUGAAGUCAAAGAGAAAGCAGGAGAAUUCAACAAGUCGCGUGACUGUAUAUGACGUCUCCUUCCACGUUAUCUAUACAGAGUCGGAUGAUCUGCCGCAUCGAGACCACGAGGUGGGUGCUGAUGGUGUGUCGGAAGGGAGGAACUACCCACAGUGGCACGACGGGAUUGCGCAGCACAACGAGAGUGUGUUGGAGGAGUUCCUCGAUGAGUUGAAGGCUCUGGUGGUGAACGCUGCCGGCUCGUGGACAGACAAUAGGCCUUGA
This is a messenger RNA of Alternaria rosae, 1587 nucleotides long. RefSeq lists its product as uncharacterized. The transcript is spliced from 6 exons. NCBI's taxonomy places the organism in Eukaryota, Fungi, Ascomycota, Dothideomycetes, Pleosporales, Pleosporaceae. The record is from RefSeq and is a predicted model, not a curated record. The coding region runs from base 1 to 1587 and encodes 528 amino acids.